AGAAAAAAAAGAAAACUAUCGGCGAUGAUCCUGACGUACCUACCACCAGACGACAGUUGCAGGAGCGGGAAUGGUACGCGCCUCCUGGUUCGUCCUCUGCCGAAAGUCAACCGUUGCACUCUUCAAUUUCAGGCCUUACGAGUUCGUCGCCAACAAGACCUAGCCGGCCGGAUGGAUCUCGGCGUCUCUUCAAUCGGCCGGAAUUCGGAAGCCCAAAUAUCUCAUUUGGCCUUGGAUAUUGGAGGCACUCUUGUUAAGUUGGUAUAUUUUUCUAGAAACAAGGAACUCUUGAAAAAUGAUGAAGUCCAGAGUUCUGCAAAAGUUAGUGAAAGAAACCAUUCCAUACUCCAAGGGAGGCUUCACUUUGCCAAGUUUGAAACAAGCAAAAUUGACGACUGCAUAGCAUUUAUUAACGGCAAGCAACCUGGUUCCCAGCACCCCAAGGAUCUUGACAGCGACAAAAUCGUUGUAAAGGCCACUGGUGGUGGAGCAUAUAAAUUUGCAGACCUCUUCAAAGAAAAGCUUGACUUUUGUCUAAACAAGGAAGAUGAAAUGGAUUGCCUCGUGGCUGGAGCAAAUUUUCUUCUAAAGGCAGUCCACCAAGAAGCAUUUACAUACAUAGGCGGUCAAAAGGAGUUUGUUCAGAUUAACCAAACUGAUCUGUACCCUUACCUUCUCGUCAACAUUGGCUCUGGAGUCAGCAUGAUUAAGGUGGAUGGAAAUGGAAAAUUUGAGCGGGUAAGUGGAACGAGCCUUGGUGGCGGGACCUUUUGGGGUUUGGGUAGGCUUUUGACAAAGUGCAACAGUUUUGACGAAUUGUUGGAGUUAAGUCACCAAGGAAAUAAUAGAGUGGUAGACAUGCUUGUUGGCGAUAUAUUUGGUGGAAUAGAUUAUGCUAAGGUUGGUCUUUCAUCCACAGCCAUUGCUUCUAGCUUUGGCAAGGCAAUUUCAGCGAGCAAAAUACUUGAAGACUACAAGCCCGAAGAUCUUGCUCGCUCCCUCCUAAGAUUGAUUUCAAAUAACAUUGGACAGAUUGCCUAUCUUACUGCACUUCGAUUUGGACUCAAGCGGAUAUUUUUUGGAGGAUUCUUCAUACGCGGUCAUUCUUACACUAUGGACACCAUAUCUGUUGCUGUUCAUUACUGGUCGAAAGGCGAGGCUCAAGCAAUGUUCUUGCGGUAUGAAGGAUUUCUUGGGGCCUUGGGUGCUUUUGCGAGCUACAACAAGCAGGGCCUUGAUAACUUCAUACAACUAAUGCAGCAAGACCCGAAACAUAAGCCGGAGUUUGAUAGUACAGCAUCUGAAGGGGAAGCCGAUGAGUAUGCAAGUAUAGAUUGUAGUGUCUACAUAGAUUAAGAUUAGAGUUCAUUUCGUUUCUUAGACUUGGCUUAGUGAAGUGCAGAAAAUAAGACCAUUUUUGGGUGGCGAACUUGGCACCCUGUUGAUUCAUAAAGUAAAACAAACUUUCUAGGACUCAAA
Momordica charantia (bitter melon) is the source of this 1479-nucleotide messenger RNA. RefSeq names its product pantothenate kinase 1 (gene PANK1). Gene Ontology annotation, cellular component: cytosol; nucleus. Lineage: Eukaryota; Viridiplantae; Streptophyta; Magnoliopsida; Cucurbitales; Cucurbitaceae. The record is from RefSeq and is a predicted model, not a curated record. Gene Ontology annotation, molecular function: ATP binding; pantothenate kinase activity. Gene Ontology annotation, biological process: coenzyme A biosynthetic process.